Molecule: messenger RNA, 2343 nt
Organism: Talaromyces amestolkiae
Lineage: Eukaryota; Fungi; Ascomycota; Eurotiomycetes; Eurotiales; Trichocomaceae
Exons: 4
Coding region: 1-2343 (780 amino acids)
Biological process (GO): carbohydrate metabolic process
Source: RefSeq, a predicted model, not a curated record
AUGGCUGAUAAAUCCAAUGCACGCUCCGUGGAGCAACACGCGAUAACCGAUACCCUGAAGCUGGUUAAUCGUCUCAACGAAAGCCGAUCUCCUUAUGUCCGUGGCCACAUGAACAACCCAGUUGCUUGGCAACUAUGGGACUCGAAAUCAAUUGAACUGGCAAAGAAACACAACCGGCUGAUUUUUGUCAGCAUCGGAUAUUCAGCUUGUCAUUGGUGUCAUGUCAUGGAGAAAGAAUCGUUCAUGUCGACAGAAGUGGCGACCAUCCUCAACGAAUCAUUCAUACCGAUCAAAGUGGAUAGAGAAGAACGACCAGACAUUGACGACGUGUACAUGAACUAUGUCCAAGCUACGACUGGCUCGGGCGGCUGGCCGCUAAACGUCUUUCUUACUCCGGAUCUCGAGCCCGUAUUUGGAGGAACUUACUGGCCAGGCCCACUGGCACAUUCGCACUCGCAAUGGGGGGCUGAGGGUCCAAUUGGAUUCGUCGAGAUCUUGGAGAAGCUGCGCGACGUCUGGCAGACACAGCAAGCCCGGUGCUUGGAUAGUGCUAAGGAAAUAACAAAGCAACUUCGCGAAUUUGCAGAAGAGGGUACUUAUGCCCAACAAGGAGCCAAGGGAGGCGGUGAGGAUUUGGAAAUUGAGCUUAUCGAAGAAGCUUUCCAGCAUUUUGCGUCCCGAUACGACCCCGUCUAUGGUGGGUUUGGCGGAGCGCCCAAGUUUCCUACACCAGCAAAUCUCAGUUUCCUUAUUCGACUUGGUAUGUAUCCGUCAGCCGUGUCGGAUAUCGUUGGACAGGAUGAAUGUGUGAGAGCCACGGCAAUGGCGACCAACACUUUAUUGAAUAUCGCUCGCGGCGGAAUACGUGAUCAUAUUGGACAUGGAUUGGCCAGAUAUAGUGUUACGACCGACUGGUUGUUGCCUCAUUUUGAAAAGAUGCUUUACGACCAGGCUCAGCUCCUGGACGUAUAUGUUGAUGCUUUUCGUGCGACGCACGAACCGGAAUUGUUGGGUGCCGUCUACGAUCUUGUGAGUUACUUGACAAGSGAGCCAAUACAAGCUCCGACCGGUGGGUAUUUUUCGUCUGAGGAUGCCGACAGCUUACCUACGCCAAACGAUACAGAGAAACGGGAGGGCGCGUUCUAUGUGUGGACGAUGAAGGAACUCAAACAGGUUCUAGGACAGAGAGAUGCCGGAGUUUGCGCACGACACUGGGGUGUUUUGGCAGAUGGUAACAUUGCACCUGAAAAUGACCCGCAUGACGAAUUUAUGGACCAGAAUGUCCUGUCUAUCAAAGUCACACCGAGCAAGCUUGCAAAGGAGUUUGGCUUGAGCGAAGAAGAAGUCAUCAAAAUUAUCAAAACAGGAAAACAGAAGCUUCGAGAAUAUCGAGAAAAGACACGUGUGCGACCGGAUCUUGACGACAAAAUUAUCGUUGCAUGGAAUGGGUUGGCGAUUGGCGCACUUGCAAAGGCUAGUGUUUUGCUGGAAGAAAUCGAUAGAGUCAAAGCACAGCAGUGCAGAGACUCUGCGCAUAAAGCAGUUGAAUUUAUUAGAAAGACGCUAUUUGAGCCGUCCAGCGGACAGCUUUGGCGUAUUUAUCGAGAUGGUAGCCGCGGGAAUACCCCUGGUUUCGCUGAUGACUAUGCCUUCUUAACGUCUGGUCUUGUUGCAAUGUACGAGGCGACGUUUGACGAUAGUUAUUUGCAAUUUGCAGAACAACUACAAAAGCAUCUGAAUCAAUACUUUAUCGCUUCAGGAGAAUCCGGUGCAUCAGCUGGAUACUACACGACAUCGUCAGAACCCAUACCAGGCGAACCAGGCCCGUUACUACGUCUCAAGAGCGGCACAGACUCGGCAACGCCGUCAAUAAAUGGGAUCAUUGCGCGAAAUUUAGUCCGACUGGGAGCGCUUUUAGAAGAUGACAAUUAUAGACAAUUAGCACGACAGACCUGCGGUACGUUUUCGGUAGAGUUGAUGCAGCAUCCGUUCUUGUAUGUGAAUCUACUAGAUGCAAUGGUCGGUCUGGAGCUGGGUGUUCGAAAUAUCACUGGUGUUUUGGCGAAGGAUAUCGUGGCUACAACGAUUCAAAAAGAUGCAGCGGAGACACAAACAAACAAGGACACGACAUAUGUUGUACGUGAGCGAGUCCGCGCAGAGGCAGGCUCAGCAGCGUCUACUUCUGUGACGACGGUGUCAGUGGUAGACGUCCGGGGAUCGAAUGCAUCAACAACAUGGCUCCAGUCGCGAAAUCCGUUAUUCAAAGAUCUCAAGCCAGGUACACCGCCGAAGGACUAUCUACUCGUCUGCGAGACGGGUAGUUGCCGGAUUGUGGAUAUUUGA